AUGUCGCUUUUUGCUGAUGAUACGGCAGUUUUUACAUAUUCGACAAAUUUCGAACAAGCAGCUAUGAUCCUCCAAAGCGCGCUGAAUUUCCUUCAGGAGUGCUUCCUAAAAUGGAAGACCAAAUCGAAUCCUAGAAAAACACUAUUGGUUGUACUCGGAAGGGAGCGGAGGCCUUCCAGAACCAGAAUAGUCCUGGAUGGCCAUGAGUUAGAGUGGUCUUCACAAGUUAUACCUAGACGAAGUAAAUUGGGUUUGAGACAAAAAUUGAAUAUUUAUAUCAUGGCUAUCAGGCCAAUUUCACUGUAUGCCUCAGUAGUCUGGGGCCACACAGCUAAAUCUCAUAUCACCAGAUUACAAACAUUACAAAAUAAAAUCACGAGCUCCCUUCAAUCGUGUCAGUCAUUGAAGAACGAAACAUCAAGACUUUCGAAAAAGCUGAAGUUCAGGAGAAUCAGCUUCUCCGGAAUGCAGUUGAUCAUGACCCAGAUGGGCUGUUCGCAACUCUUCCGUCUGAAUCAAAUAAAAGAAAGAUCCACUACUCGUGCAGCGCCCUCUAUCGAAGCCUGUCCGCCCGACAGCGUCCUCUCGGCCGAUGUCUGCAAGUGCGAUCCCUCGCUCUGCAGGAAACCGCCCUGCCCGACCGAAUUACGACAAGCCACGAACGCUUCCGAGGUGCCCGGGCAAUGUUGCCCGACUUACGAGUGCUCGGGGUGCAAGAAAGAAGAGGAGAUAGCAGGCAAGUGCCCUUGCGCGCCGGGAGCGGUCAUAGAAGGGGAUGAUUGUGUGUGCGUCGACAGGGAGAAGCGGCUGGUGGACGGGAAGUGCUUAUGCAAUUUUCUACAGUGCCCUCUACCCCAGAUCUGUGACAAAAAAUCUGUAGCUGUCACAGUGACAGGAGAGUGCUGUAAUACAGUUAUUUGCAAGCCAUGUCCCUUCGAUAGCGAAUCGACAAAUCUCGAAACAGAUGAAUUGGAGGAUCAUUGCGUUUGUCUUCCCUGCAAGACUGAUUGUGGGAACAACAGAACGGCUGUUAUAAAGAAGCAUGGCAGCGGUUUUCCGGGCAACUGUUGUGACCUCUACGAGUGCAAGAAGCCCGAAUCAGUCCAGGGCUGUAUCAUCGGAGACGUUUUCUACGAAAACGGCAAAGAAUGGCAGACAGAAGACCUGCAGAUCUGCAGGUGUAACAACGGCCUAUCGUUGUGCUCGAAAACCAAAGACAAAGAGGCACAAUCCUGCUUCGUGGACAACAAAUUGUACAAGGAUAACGAGAAGUGGACCAAAGAGGACGGAUGCACUGAAUGUACUUGCAAAGACGGUUUGGAACAGUGCAUAUCGCACUUUUGCGACGUCAAAGAGACCCACAUCCAGAAGAACCACUCCUGCUUCCGGCAGGACCGCAUCUAUCAGCCGUCCGAAACCUGGUUAGAAAAGGACGGCUGCACCAAGUGCACAUGCGCGAACGGCACCGAGCAGUGUGUCAGCUCCCUCUGCGAUCCUACUACCACGAUGAAAACGAACGAGUGCCAGCCAUUGGCGAAUUGUAAUACCACGUGUUCGCACGGCUACAAGAUCAACAAGAAGGGCUGCGAGGUUUGCAGGUGCAGCAACGGAAAAAUUUCCCAGGACUUGCUGAUCAAGUACAACAUAUCGCUGACCGAGCUGAUCAAGAUCCUGGACGAUUUCAGGAGUAGAAAAACGUCCACUGUGGCGCCCGAGACCAGUACCAGGGCUGCCGUUACGGUGGAUGGUGUUGUUGACAGGUUCGGUGGGGCCUCGACCACCACCGAGCCUUCGGUGGUGCCGACUGAUGAUGGCAGAGAAUCCUGGGUCUACAUAGCGAUCGCAGUCCUCGCCUUCGGAAUUUUCAUCAUCGCCAUAUCGAUAAUGUGCAUAUACAAGAGCAGAAGAAAAAGCAGCAUAGAUCUCACUCACUGUCAAUACCACACGGUGAACAAUCUCAACAACAACACCAUCAAGAAGACGGACCAGCUGCUGUGAGCCCCUAAUAGGGGCGUCGUAACUUUUGUGAUAUCUCAUGCAACAAAUUAGGGUUCCGAACGUUAUGUUGUGUUAUUUUUAUUUUUUAAAUCGCGACUGUUAUGAUAUGAAGAAUGUUAAUUUAUUUUUAUAAUGUGACAUGUUGGAAGUGUGACCAUGUUUUCGAGGGUAAUCGAUUUCUUCACUAACGUCUGUAUACAGGGUGUUAUUGAAACCGUGUUCAGAAUGUGACAAUGGAAUUUGUUUUGCCAUUCCAAUGACAUUCUGUAUUUGUACAGGGUGAUACAUUUGGAGAUGUAGCGGUAAUUUUGGUGGAGUACGAAAUUAUUGUACUGGGUUGAUGAAGAAAAUGUUGCCAGGAUGAUCGCGAAUGGGAAAUUUAAAUGGAUCACCUUGUGCUGGCUGAUUCUUUUGAAUGAAACACGGAACUCAAAGUCAGAUAGUUGAGAUCUUCCUAGGAAUUCGAAUAUGGAAUGACAAUACUAGAGAAAUGUGACCUAAAACUUCUCACUGCUUCUCACAGCAAUUUUUUGUGCCAGAUAAUUUCACCAAAGUUGAAUUUUCAAUAAUUAAUAAUAAUACUCUGGAUCAUGUAAUUUCACUCUUCUUGAAUCAAUUAACAAGAAACGGUGUACACGAAAUUUUAAAAAAAUAUACAGUCUGUCCAAGAUAAGGUUUCCGAGAUCCUGUGCAACCAUAUCUUGGACAGACUAUUCCGAAUGAUAGAUACUGAAUUCCAAAGUUUUCCUGUAAUUUUUUUGAGGUUGACAAGCCUUUUCUUUCGGUGAAAUCAGAAGCACUGGAAGUAUGAAUGCCUGCAGGACAGUCAAUAAUAGUAGGAAAAUGUGGUAAGGUGGAAAAGUAUAUUCUCCAAAAAAAAUUAUUUGAUUUUCGACUCCUGGAGAAUUGUUCUUACUGGAUUCAGAUUCCUUGGUAGGUUUUCUUGCUAUUUAAUUUUCUGCAUUUCCGAUCCAAUUCAGAAAUUGACGAAUCGUUUAUAUUUUAUAAGGAUCCUGUAUUUUCGACUCGGUUUUCUAGUUUCCAUUAGAAAUAACUUGAGCUUUUCCUGAAUCCUACUUUAUUGUACGAAGGCGCAGAAAUUUUUCUUACUAAAAAAAAAUAAUUGCAAAAUGAUUCAAUCAAGCUAAUUGCAAAUUGCAGUUGAAUCUUAAUAUCAGUUUGAUCAACAGAAAUUUUUUGCAAUUAGUUUUAUUGAUGAAAUAUUUUUGCAUUGCCGCUUCGUACUGUUGAGCCCUAUUUUUUUCCUCUUUCUUCGAAAUUUCAAUGAAUUCAUUCUACAUAAUUUCAAGCUCUCAUCCAUACAGGGUGCGCGAAACUCAAUGACUUCAUUCUAUAUUGUAUGAAUAGGAAGAACGAUAAAAAAAUAAAAGGAGUUCCUCAAUGGAAUUGAGUAAAGUCCGUUACAAGUUCAAGCCAAAUUCGCAUAUUUUCCAGGUUUUUGAGAAUUAAAGAAGUUAAUUGAAAAACCUAUAUUCCGGAAUAUUUUGAAAGACCUGAUUUUUCCGAUUCUUCUUUCGUUGAAAAUCCAAAACUUUCGGGUUUUACCAGAAAGAAAUAAAUUAUUCAAUAAAUACUUGAUAUUUUUCUUCCUCAUUAUUUUAUUUGAUGGUUUGAAAUGUGCCAUACUCAAAUGCCAUUCGAAAACCUGAGUUCAGAUAUUUUCUAUCAUAUUUCUUCUUGUUGUAAUGGAUAUGAGGCAUCGAGUUCUGCACACCCUGUAGAAAACACUAUCCCCCUCUAUCGGUAGUCAGGGUAUAUGUUAUGCCAGUAUAAUUUUAUAAUCAUGAUUGUUUACCCGUCAUAUACAAAGUUGGUGAUGUUGUCAUGAAUACUAUAGAAUUUUGUUAUACAAUUGGGAAAUUAAUAAAAAUCCUUCAAUGUCAGACUGAAAUUUAAAAAGUAUAUAAUUUCGUUAUUGAACUACUACAUUAGCUGCAUUAGGUGAGAACCAGUCCAAUAUGUCCAUAGACAAAAACAUGGUCCUUCGAGCCGGAUUAUGUAGGUUUUUGCCUACAGAAAUAUGGGGCUGGUUACCACUUGAUACAGCUAGUGCAGUAGUUCAAUAACGAAAUUAUAAAUUUUCGAUAUUUUAGUCUGAUAUCAAAGUUUCUUUAUUGAUUUCUCAAUAGUAUAACAAAAUUCUAUAGUAUUCAUGAUAACAUCACGAAUUGUUUACAUAAAGGGUGAACAAUUAUAGUUAUGGAAUUAUACAAUUUCUGAUGACUAAAUUGAAAAAAAAAUCCAACAGUACUCCUUGUUUCGUGUUUCGAGAUCUCAUAAAAAAAUAAAAUGUGCUUAGUACUAUUUAAUUUCACACACGGUAUGGUGUGAAUAAAAGGAAGAAAUUCAUCAUCAAUGAUGAAUAUAUUCCUUUCAUUCGCUUUGCUGCACAUUUGCAAAUAACAAUGAUCAUGUUCUAAUUCCUUCAUAUAUACAGUGUGUCCUAUUAUGAGCAUAUAUUUAUAAUCAUAAAAUCUCUCAAAAUAAAACACAUCCAUAAUAAUACUGCUGUUAGAAAUGUAUUCGAAAUGUGAUAAGUUUUUUCCCCAUACUUCAACUCUAACCCAUACGAUAAUGAUGUAGUGAGUGUUCCUAUAACUGAGACUUUAGUUUAGAGGAUAAUAUGUUGAUAGUUAAUUUAUCAUUAGUUGAUGACAGGCUCAAUGUGCCUGACGAAAUUUGUUUUACAGUAUUCGACGAGUAUUUUUUUUUAUAGUUGUUCUGCUUUAAAUUUUUUUGAUAUUUACUGUUAUAGUGAUUAUUGCUUGUUUGAUUUCCUGUCUGUAGCAUUGUUACUCUGAAAGUGAUUUAAGAUUUUAAGCCUUAGGACUACUAAAAUAGUAGAAUAGGUCAAGUUAAUAUAGCUAGAUACUUAGGAGUAUGUAUAGGUAUAAUAUUUAUUUCAAAUGUAUCUUGUAUAAGAAUAUAGUGUACAUAAUAAAUUAAUAGAGAUCU
Molecule: messenger RNA, 4974 nt
Organism: Phaedon cochleariae (mustard beetle)
Lineage: Eukaryota; Metazoa; Arthropoda; Insecta; Coleoptera; Chrysomelidae
Source: the annotation of a GenBank genome assembly